AACAAGCACCUCAAGAAGAAAUUACCGGAAGGAUGCGAAUCCGCCAGUAUCCUAAUCGGGCAAGUGGACUACUUGACCAAUCCCCUGGCCAUAUUCUGUCGGAUGCGGAAAUCCUCCAUUAUGGCCGACCUCGUAGAAGUCGCCGUGCCUACAAAAUUUGUUUUCAUCUUGCUCGGGUCCACCAAGGAAUCGAAUAUUUGGGAGUUUCAGGAGAUUGGCAGGACUAUGGGCACGUUGUUGUGCGACAAGGUGUUCAUAGAGGUUGCCUACCUCGCCAAGACGAGAGAAGACCUGGUGAAUGGCAUCGAUGAGUUCAUUGAUGACGUCACCGUACUUCCGCCAAGUAUCUGGGAACCAUCAACAAGACUUGAACCGCCGAAGCAAACUAGCCGAUUGGAUGUACAGAAACGAAUGCCCACUGGUCCCCUGGCACCCCAACAGGAGGAGGGGGCCACGGAUGAUAAGUCUCUGGAAAGGACCGGGAAAAUCUGCGGAGGUCUGAUCCAAGAUAUAAAGAAUCGCUACAAGUUCUACCUUUCCGACAUAACUGACGCCCUUGCGCUGCAGUCAAUUGCGUCAACAAUUUUUCUCUUCUUUGCCUGCAUCACCCCGAUCGUCACCUUUGGUGGCCUCAUGGGGCAAAAAACUGACGGAUAUAUGGGAACAAUGGAAACGCUGUUAUCGGGAGCCGUGUGCGGCACGUUGUACGCGCUAUUUUCCGGUCAGCCGCUGACCAUUGUUGGAGCCACUGGGCCUCUCCUCAUCUUUGAAUCUAUACUCUACCACCUCUGCCGCGAGAACCGCUACGAUUUUAUGUCCUUCCGCUUCUGGAUAGGCUUUUGGGUCAUGUUGGUACUCCUCUUCAUCGUGGCCUUUGACCUCAGCUUCCUCGUCCGCUACAUCACCAGAUUCACUGAAGAAAGCUUCGCCAUCUUAAUAUCCGUCAUAUUUAUUUACGAGGCCUUUACGAAGAUAUUUGAGAUUUACCAUCACAAUCCCGUUCACGUCGGGACUGUUAGAGAACCUGGGGAUUUUCGCUGUUAUUGUAAUCAAUCUGGGAGUUUGGCUGUGAAUAGAGACUGCUUAUCCGAGAAGCAAUGCCUCAGGAAUGGUUGGGAAGUUUCGGGAUCGGCCUGUUUCGUUAAAUCCGUUACCGGUUCGGUUUCCGAUGUUUUCUUUCUGUCGGUACUGCUCUUUAUUGGCACUUUUUCAUUUGCCAUGAUGUUCAGGACCAUGAGACAUGGGAGGUUUUUCCCGGCUAAGGUUAGGUCAACGUUUGCAGACUUUGCAGUGCUGCUGGCUGUGGUCACUUUCACAGUUAUUGAUUUUGCAUUUGGCAUCAACACCCCGAAGUUGAAUGUUCCCGCCAAAUUUGUCAACACGAGAGAAGAUAGAAAUUGGAUAAUCAACCCCCUCUCCGUGACCCACUGGUGGCUGGUGCCUCUGGGUCUGGUACCUGCGCUACUAGCCACCAUCCUCAUCUUUCUCGACCAGCAAAUCACUGCGGUCAUCAUCAAUAGAAAAGAACAUAAACUCAAAAAAGGGCACGGCUACCACUUAGACUUAUUUGUACUGUGCUUCCUUAUCUUCAUAUGCUCUCUGUGCGGUCUGCCUUGGUUCGUAGCCGCAACGGUAAGGUCGAUAACACACGUCCAGAGUUUAAUGGUUACGUCCGAGGUUUCGAUUCCAGGCGAAAGACCGCAGAUCAUUGGAGUUAGGGAGCAAAGGGUGACGGGCUUCAUGAUCCAUCUUCUGAUUGGUCUGUCCACACUACUCACCGUCGUUUUACGGCUGAUUCCGAUGCCAGUUCUCUAUGGGGUCUUCUUCUACAUGGGGAUCACUUCACUGAACGGUGUCCAGUUCAUCCAAAGAAUCGCCAUCCUCUUCAUGCCAGUUAAGCACCAACCGGAUUACGUCUUCCUUCGCCACGUAAAGACGAGACGAGUGCACAUUUUCACUAUCUUCCAGCUGACCUGCUUCGCUGGCAUGUGGGCGGUCAAGCAGAUCCACUCUAUCGCCAUUGCCUUCCCACUUAUGCUGAUAGCCCUCAUGGCAGCCCGCAAAUUGCUGGACUACGUCUUCACACAGAGCGAUCUUUACUGGCUUGACCACUUGUUGCCAGAGGAAAUUAGGAGAGAGCAAGAGGAUCGUCCCUUUGCAGAAAACGAUGAUAAGGAGGUAACUACUGCUGCUACUAUGGCUACUAGUUCUGCUAUUACCACUACUACUACUAUUACCACUACAACUACUACUGCUACUAAAACUACUACUAUUACUACUACAACUACUACGUCUUCUACUACCACUAUAACUUUUAUAACUAUUGCUACAAUUCCUACUUCUUCUUCUUCUUUUUUUACUACUACUACUACUACUGCUACUACUACUACCACUAUUAGUAUGAUGAUAAUGAUGACGAUGAUGAUAUCGAUGAUGAUGAUUUGUAUAAUGAUAAUGAUGGUGAUAGUAUUGAUGAUGAUGAAGAUGACGAUGGUGAUCGCCAAGUUAUUGAAUUUUUAG
Molecule: messenger RNA, 2520 nt
Organism: Helobdella robusta
Lineage: Eukaryota; Metazoa; Annelida; Clitellata; Rhynchobdellida; Glossiphoniidae
Exons: 14
Biological process (GO): regulation of intracellular pH; transmembrane transport; bicarbonate transport
Cellular component (GO): plasma membrane
Molecular function (GO): solute:inorganic anion antiporter activity; sodium:bicarbonate symporter activity; monoatomic anion transmembrane transporter activity
Source: RefSeq, a predicted model, not a curated record